AUGCUGAAAAAAUAUGUGUGCUUUUUAAGCUUUUAUAUAUUGCAUGUGGCAUGUAAUCACCUAUUUGAAGAUUACAGGAAACAUCCAUGCAUCAGAAAAUGUGACAGCCACAUUUCAAUGACAUGCGAGUACAACUUUACCGUGGAAUACUAUCACACAUUAUCCAAAGCAUGUUUCAACUGUCCACACAACAUCACAGAUUGUGCACGUCCACACUGUGUGGCGGCGGACGGAACUAAAAGGGGUAUAAUCACGGUGAACAGAAUGGUGCCUGGCCCCGGGAUCCAUGUGUGUCAAGGAGACACUAUAGUAGUUAAUGUACACAACAAAUUGGAAGGUUCUGAUGGACUGUCCAUUCACUGGCAUGGACUUCACCAAAGAAAUACACCACAUAUGGAUGGGGUCUCCAUGGUUACUCAAUGUGCAAUCCCAGCACACUCUUCAUUUCAGUACAAGUUCAAGCCUGACAACCCAGGAACCUACUUUUGGCACUCUCAUUCUGGGCUUCAGAGAAUGGAUGGAGUUUUUGGAGCUCUUGUGAUCCGUCAGUCGGAUAACACCGAGCCUCAUCUUGGACUUUAUGAUCAUGAUUUACCGGAACAUACUUUAAUAAUAAACGACUGGUUGGUGGAAUUAGCAAUCAAUCGAUUUGCCAAUCACCAUCAUGCAGGAGGAGACAACAAGCCCGCUUCCAUGCUCAUUAAUGGUAAAGGAACAUUCCAGGAAUUUAGAAAUCUACAUAACACUACAAUCUACACACCCCGGGAGACAUUGGUAGUGGAGCAAGGUAGACGCUACAGAAUCCGUCUGAUUAGCAACGGGUUACUGAACUGUCCCAUCCAGUUCUCUAUAGACAAUCAUAGCCUCAUCAUCAUAGCUACUGACGGUUUUCCCGUGCAACCUAUCACGGUGGAAUCACUUAACGUGUUUGCUGGUGAACGAUAUGAUAUUGUACUCCACACUACCCAGUCCGUUGACAAAUACUGGAUUCGUAUUCGUGGUGAAGCGGACUGUGCUGUAAAAAAAGCACACCAAGAGGCCAUUCUUCAUUAUCAAGGAGCUGCGGAAAAUCAGCGAGAUUUAUCUACAGGAUAUGAAGCAGGACAUCGGACAGGAAAAAAACUAAAUCCAUGGAACAAAGCAGAAACUGGGGAUCUAAUUCCUGUAACGAAACUGGUAUCACUUGAUGAAAAUGACGAGGCUCUAUCGGAAACUCCGGAUAAAACAGUGUACAUGUCCAUGGACUUCAACAAGAUUGACAACUACCAUUUCCACGAUCCCAUACUGUAUCCCAUUUCUGCAGUGGAGAGCUCCAAGCAUAUAUACUUGCCCCAGAUCAACUAUAUAUCGACAACGCUACCCCCAGCACCACCCCUUACACAAUUUAAUGACAUCCCGGAGGAAUUGAUGUGUGAUUCUAUGGAUGACGACCGUAACUGCUCGUUCGAAUUUUGUGAAUGUGUCCACAUUAAAAAGGUCAAACUCGGCGAUGUGGUAGAGUUUGUCAUAGUGGACGAAGGGAAAACCUUUAACGCCAAUCACCCCAUGCAUCUUCAUGGCUUCAGUUACAGAGUGAUCGGUAUGGGGAAGACGUCUUUUGCAAUGUGA
This is a messenger RNA of Saccostrea echinata, 1608 nucleotides long. RefSeq lists its product as uncharacterized. Gene Ontology annotation, biological process: iron ion transport. Lineage: Eukaryota; Metazoa; Mollusca; Bivalvia; Ostreida; Ostreidae. Gene Ontology annotation, cellular component: plasma membrane. The record is from RefSeq and is a predicted model, not a curated record. The transcript has 8 exons. Gene Ontology annotation, molecular function: oxidoreductase activity; copper ion binding. The coding region runs from base 1 to 1608 and encodes 535 amino acids.